UGAGGCGCAGCCACGCCCCUUACCGGGGUUUCUGUGGAGCUGCGGCGGUGCCGGCUUCGAGCAUCCCUGCCCUGGCAGGCUGGGGGACUACGAGACUGCAGCUCCGGCGGCCAGCUCCGCAGAGGACAUGUCCAACGAUGCUGCUGCUGCCCCCACAGCUGCAGAGGCAGCAGGUGACACCCACCUGCUGGGCUUCUCAGAUGAGAUCCUCCUGCAUAUCUUGAGCCAUGUCCCCAGCACAGACCUGGUUCUCAAUGUGCGGCGCACCUGCAGGAAGCUCUCGGCCCUGUGCUUGGACAAGAGCCUGGUGCACACCGUGCUGCUUCAGAAGGACUACCAGGCCAGUGAGGACAAGGUGAAGCAGCUGGUGAAGGAAAUUGGUCAGGAGAUCCAGCAGCUGAACUUGGCAGGCUGCUAUUGGUUGUCGGGCUCUACCAUCGAGCAUGUGGCCCGCUGUCACAGCCUGGUGAAGGUGAACCUGUCAGGCUGCCACCUCACCUCCCUGAGGCUGUCUAAGGUGCUUUCAGCCCUGCAACAUCUGCGCUCACUGGCCAUCGACGUGAGCCCCGGCUUCGAUGCCAGCCAGCUGAGCAGUGAGUGCAAGGCCACGCUGAGCCGAGUACAGGAGCUCAAGCAGACGCUGUUCACACCAUCCUAUGGUGUGGUGCCCUGCUGUGCCAGCCUGCAGAAGUUGCUGCUCUACUUUGAGAUCCUGGACCGCACACGUGAGGGUGCUGUCCUCUCCGGCCAACUCAUGGUGGGCCAGAGCAACGUGCCCCAUUACCAGAACCUGCGUGUCUUCUAUGCACGCCUGGCUCCUGGCUACAUCAACCAGGAAGUGGUGCGACUCUACCUCGCCGUGCUCAGUGACCGCACGCCUGAGAACCUGCAUGCCUUCCUCAUUUCUGUCCCUGGCAGCUUCGCGGAGAGUGGGGCCACCAAGAACUUGCUGGACUCCAUGGCCCGCAAUGUGGCCUUGGAUGCCCUGCAGCUGCCCAAGUCAUGGCUGAACGGCUCCACCCUUCUCCAGCAUAUGAAAUUCAACAAUCCCUUCUACUUCAGCUUUAGCCGGUGUACACUGUCAGGUGGCCACCUGAUCCAGCGGGUCAUCAAUGGGGGGAAGGACCUGCGCAGCCUGGCCAGCCUUAACCUCAGUGGCUGUGUGCAUUGCCUGUCUGCAGACUCGUUGCUCCGUAAGGCAGAGGACGACAUUGACAGCAGCAUCCUGGAGACACUGGUAGAGUCCUGCUGUAAUCUGCACCACCUCAAUCUCUCAGCUGCCCACCACCACAGCUCUGAUGGCCUGGGCCGCCACCUCUGCCAGCUCCUGGCCCGGCUCUGCCACCUGCGUUCCCUCUCGCUGCCUGUCUGCUCUGUGGCUGACUCAGCACCUAGGCCUGACCGCGCGCCUGCCCCGCCGGCCAUGCAUGCAGUGCCCCGUGGCUUUGGCAAGAAGGUGCGCAUUGGGGUUCAGACCUGUCCCAACCCCUUCCUGGGCCAGUCGGCCCCCCAGCCUGCCUCUGUGUUCUGGUCUCUGCUGAAGAAGCUCCCUUAUCUGGAGCACCUGGAACUGAUCGGGUCCAAUUUCUCCUCAGCCAUGCCACGCAAUGAGCCUGCCAUUCGCAACUCACUCCCACCCUGCAGUCGGGCACAGAAUGUUGGGGAUUCAGAGGUGGCUGCCAUUGGUCAGCUGGCCUUCCUGCGGCACCUGACACUAGCCCAACUUCCAGGCAUGCUGACAGGCUCUGGACUAGUGAGCAUUGGCCUACAGUGUCAGCAGCUGCAGUCUCUGUCGUUGGCCAACCUGGGCAUGAUGGGGAAGGUGGUGUACAUGCCUGCUCUUGCUGACAUGCUGAAGCACUGCAAGCGGCUGAAGGACCUGAGGCUGGAGCAGCCCUAUUUCAAUGCCAACGCACAGUUCUUCCAGGCACUGGGCCAGUGUUCAUCUCUGCAGCGCCUGUGCCUGGUUUCUCGAAGUGGCACCCUGCAGCCGGAUGCUGUGCUGGACUUUAUGGCCCGUUGCCUGCAAGUUGUCGUGUGUCACAUGUUCACUGGAGAAUCCCUCAUCACCUGCAAGAACCUGCAGCAGGCACUCCUCCGGAGUUUCCAGGCUGAGAGGCCCGCCUUGAAUGUCGUCAUCUUCCCCCUGCUCCACGAGGGCCUGACAGAUGUCAUCCGAGAUGUCCCCAUGGUGCACCUGGACGAGAUCACCUUAUUUAAAAGCAGAGUGGCUGAGGAGCCACCGAACCUGUGGUGGUGAGAGGGCUGCCUGGCCCCCAAGCCCCUCCACUCCUGCCAGCAGAGCCUCCAAGAAGCCAGCGAACAGUGGGCCCUUGUUUUGUGACAGGAAGAAAGAGUUUCCAGUUGUUCUGAGACAUUCACCCCAGUCUCUCCAGGUCUCCUCUCUCUUACUCUUAGGAGUACUGGGGCUCAGUGACAAGCGAUGAGGUGGGCCAUGGAUGUGAGAGCAGUGGACGAGCCAUACUGGCCUUCAGGGCCUGGUCACACUCCCAGGGGCUUUGUGGGCUGCAGGCCCCAGGCCACCUACUUACUUCAGCCUGGGUACUGUCCCUCAGCCCCUUUGCCCAUGGUAAUCUACAGUUGAGCUGUAUCCACAUGGGGUCAGGGUGGGCCGGGCUCUCACUGUGAAAUACCCACAAUGACAUCUGUGAGCCUGUGGCUCCUUUUCCUACUGAGACAGAUUUUGGACAUGGUCCAAUGGCAGAGCACUAGCCUAGUGUGUGUGAGGCCCUGGUUCCAUCCCCACCACAAAGAAAAAGAAAAUGUUUUAACUCAAUGGUGUCUCUGGGAUGCUUUCAGCCCAAUGAUACCCAUGGGGCAGCAAUUGUGGGAUGGCACCAUCCCCAAGCUGAGCCUGAGGACUCGGGCCUGUAUCUCACAAGUGGUCACUUCUCCCCCAUAGUUCACGGGCUUCUGCUUAAAAAGUCUAGGUGCUGUGGAGAUGUGAAUGCUUCCUAGGGAGUCCACAACCACUGGCCUUGUUAGGAUAGCUAAAAACAGUAAAAGCCAGAGUGGGCAUAGGACGCUGGAGCAGGGAUCACAAACCUGUUUAGUCAUUACAAAGAUUCACUGAGAGCCAUGGGUGUGCAUGGGCCCCGGUUUCCAUUCCCAGCACUGCAUAGUCCUUCCUGGUGGCUCACACGUGUAAUCCUAGCAUUCAGGAGGUCAAGGCAGGAGCUUUCAGCAUCUUCAGCUACAUAAUUGAGGAAGAGGCUGGCCUGAACUACAUAAGACCCCAUUUUAAUCUCAAUAAACCAAAAAAAAAAAAAAAAA
Molecule: messenger RNA, 3294 nt
Organism: Cricetulus griseus (Chinese hamster)
Lineage: Eukaryota; Metazoa; Chordata; Mammalia; Rodentia; Cricetidae
Source: RefSeq, a predicted model, not a curated record